AAGACAAAAACCAAGAUGGCCGACGGGAUGUAUGUAGUUCGCUGUUUUUUAGCGUUGUAAGUUUGGUUGUGAGCACGGAUUGCAAAUGUGCCUACGCGGUUUUGAGCUCUGCUUGUGAAUUGGCGUUGUGAUUGUGAGUUUAGUUGUGAUACGGAAUGUGGAUGAUGAAUUCGGCGUGCUUUUAAAUGACGACUACGCAAAGCAAAAAUUGAGAUGAGUUCAAGAAGGUGGUUUUGGCCCACCAUCACAGGGUUGGAGGCUGAGAAACUGCUCCUGGAGUGUGGAAAAGACAGCAGCUUUCUGGUCAGGCACAGUUCAACAAAGUUUGGCAAUUUUACUCUAUCAGUUAGGAGGAAUGGUGAGGUGACACAUAUAAAAAUACAAAACACUGGUGAUUGCUAUGACCUGUAUGGAGGUGAAACAUUUGCCACCCUGUCCGAGUUGGUGCAGUUUUACAUGGAGAAUCAAGACCAGCUGAAGGAAAAGAAUGGAGAAAUAAUUGAAUUGAAGUAUCCCAUGAAUUGUGCAGAUCCAACCACAGAGAGAUGGUUCCAUGGUCAUCUAUCCGGCAAGGAAGCGGAAAAGCUUAUUUUGGAGCGUGGCAAGAAUGGCAGCUUCCUGGUCCGUGAGAGCCAAUCGAAGCCGGGGGAUUUUGUCCUUUCCGUCCGCACUGAUGAUAAAGUAACACAUGUGAUGAUUCGGACCCAGGUAAAUAACACAGAUAUUUAUGUAGUUUUUGCUUCUUCUCUUUUUAAAUUUUCACAACAGGAUAAUCGAUACGAUGUUGGGGGCGGCAAGGCGUUUGACUGCCUUUCGGACCUCAUCGAGCAUUACAAGAUGAACCCGAUGGUGGAAACCACUGGAACUGUAGUUCACCUGAAGCAGCCCUUUAAUGCUACGCGCAUCAACGCCAGUGGUAUUCACAAUCGCGUGAAGCAGUUGCAGGAAGAGAAAAAUGACACGAUUGGAAAGAUGGGUGGGUUCUGGGAGGAGUUCGAGUCGCUGCAGCAUCAGGAGCAAGAGAAGCAGUUCUCGCGACUUGAGGGCAGCAAACCGGAGAGCAAGAACAAAAAUCGCUAUAAGAACAUUCUACCUUUCGACGAGACAAGGGUGAAGCUGACAGACAUCGACCACAGCGUCCCAGGAUCCGAUUACAUUAAUGCAAAUUACAUUCGUUGGAAGGUGGACGAGACAGGCAGCUCAAACGAGAACGAAGCGAGCAAUAAAGUUUAUAUCGCCACUCAAGGAUGUUUACCUUCGACUGUCGCCGAUUUUUGGCAAAUGGUUUGGCAGGAAAACAGUCGUGUUAUCGUAAUGACCACCAAGGAAACCGAGCGAGGAAAGAACAAAUGCGCGCGCUAUUGGCCGGAAGUAAACUCCGCCAAAGAAUACGGCCAUAUACACGUGCAGAACGUGGCUGAAUCAACUAAAGUGCACUACACGCUGCGGGAGUUCAUCGUCAGCAAGGUGGAUUCCGGCAGCGAACGCAAAGUAUACCAUUAUCAUUUCCUGGCAUGGCCUGAUCAUGGCGUGCCAUCCGAUCCGGGCAUUGUCCUUAAUUUCCUACAGGACGUAAACAUGUGUCAAGAGCAGCUGGCUUUAGAUUUGCCUGCCAAUGAACCACCUGGUGCUGUAUUGGUACAUUGCUCAGCGGGAAUAGGACGCACAGGCACAUUUAUUGUGAUUGAUAUGAUUCUCGACCAGUUGAAAAAGCACGGCCUUGACUGUGAGAUUGAUAUUCAACGCGCUGUGCAAAUGGUGCGCUCCCAGCGCUCAGGAAUGGUACAAACUGAAGCGCAAUAUAAGUUCGUUUAUCUUGCAGUCAAACAUCAUAUCGAAACAACCACGGUACGCAUGAAAGCUGACCAGAAAUCACGCGAGGCAGGUCGGGAAUACACAAACAUUCGGUACACCAGCGAUUUAAGCAGCGCUCUGCCACCAGUUGGUGGAGGCGCCAGUGUCGGUUACCCUACUAAUCGUUCCUCUACGAUGAACCCGCAUUACAGUUUAGCUGCCCCUACACCGACGCCAGUGGGACGCAGCGAAACGAAGAAACCUCUGCUGCCAAGGCCGCCUGAUGAUAUUCCACGCACCAUAUACGAAAACAUUCCAUCUCUGGAGCGGCACGCGUCGAGCACUCUGUGCAGCAGCGCCCCGACGCCACCACCUCGGAAAACGUGACGCGCACGGUACGCUCGACAACCAAUAUCCUGAUCACAAUUCCAUGUGCAUCCAACGUCAAGCCAAAGAGAUCUCCUUAUUAUGAACAUGUUGGUUCAACACCGGGUUGCGGCAAUGGGCGCCCGCCCAGCUAUUUAAUUUAUUCCCCGAAGUGCGCAUCAAACAUAUAUUAGCAAUGUUGUUGAACGUUAGAGUUUAAUCAAAAAUGUAAUAUUUAACAAUUUACGUGUAAGUGCAAUUAUGUCUACGAUGUCGAGGAGGACGAAUGGUGCUGCUUCAAUGAAAUUUAUUAAUAUAGGGCAGUUUCGGUGGAACGUAAAA
Molecule: messenger RNA, 2502 nt
Organism: Dalotia coriaria
Lineage: Eukaryota; Metazoa; Arthropoda; Insecta; Coleoptera; Staphylinidae
Product: tyrosine-protein phosphatase corkscrew-like
Exons: 8
Coding region: 214-2181 (655 amino acids)
Biological process (GO): positive regulation of ERK1 and ERK2 cascade; protein dephosphorylation
Cellular component (GO): cytoplasm
Molecular function (GO): cell adhesion molecule binding; receptor tyrosine kinase binding; non-membrane spanning protein tyrosine phosphatase activity
Source: RefSeq, a predicted model, not a curated record